CUGGCAUCACUGCAUGUCUGCUUGUUUUAGAUCUGGAUCAUAGAAACCUGGAUUUGUUUUUAGAUUCUCUUUAAAUCCAUUUCCUGUUGAAAACAGAACAUCGGUCCACUUUGACCCAUUUAGCAGAAUCCAGAAAGUUCUGGACCCCAGAGAGGGAAACAGAAAGGAUGCCAGAGCGCCACAUGACCCUGAGGUCGCAUGACCCUGAGGUUCUGACCCGAAAGAGAAGUGAAUCUGCUGAAAACAGGAAUUUCCUGCUGAGCUCCGGUUAAAGAUGGGCCAGUAGGACCAGAACUCUUGGGAAGGUUCUGACUGGUUCCAGUCUGCAUUACUGGACCCAGAACAUUUAAUUCCUGUAAAGUGUUCAGUCCAAACAAGCCGGCACCCAGUCAGACAGAACAACCCAAAAGAACCGAACCAGAACCAUUAACCUGUGAUGGAGGUUCUGCCUGGAUUUGUUUGUCCAUGUUUGACUUUUGGGUCCAGGUUCUUGACGGCGAUCUGAUUCACCUGAAGAAACUGGUUAUUAAUCAUUUAAUUCACAGUAAAUUAUUAAUUAGUUAUUAAUCAGUUAUGAAUCAGUUAUGAAUCAGUUCAUGAGCCAAACAUCGCUGAGUCUGUAGGUUCCCAGCAGGUCUGAGUCAGACUGCGGCUCUGGCUGGCGUUCCUGGGGGCCCGGCGUUCCUCGGGGCCCGGCGUUCCUCGGGGUCGGGGUUAAUGUUGCUUCCCAACUGUGUGUCUGAGGCUCUAGCCGUCGCUGUACUCCAGAGCUCCUCAGGGUUCUGGGAACCUGUGAGGUUCCACAAACCUGUGGGCAUAAAAAUGCUUCAUCAGCAUUAAAACUGUCUAGUUUGGAUCUUCCAGAAGCCAAGAAGAGGAAUUGGGGAUUUCCUGAAAACAUUUAGCCUGCCGUCAGCAGGUUUCCUUUGGCUCUGCUCCGAGGAUUUAAACCCAGAUGGAUGAGCUGGAGGCAUCAGAGCUCUGGAGACACCAGCUGAAGAUGCCACAGCACAUCACCGACAUCGACAUUUCUGUGAACCAUGCCGAGGAGAAACAGCUACGGAAACUUGGCUUCACUCAGAUCCAUGUGGACCUGAACUCCGACACUGGAGGAAACCCAGUAUACCUCUGGUACAAAACCAGUGACUGUCCCGCCAUCACCAGGAUCCAGUUCUCCUUCACCGAUGAGAUGAGAGAAGGUCUGGUCACCGAAGGGUACCACAAGGUGGACAAAAACCUCAACAACGGAAACAGCGGCAGCGCCAUCUACCUGUGGUUCUUCAAAGGCUGCACUGAUUACGACGUCCCGGUGGUGGAACUGGACGUCUCCACCGAUGCCCAGAGCGACGCCAUGAAGGUCCAGCCGCUGUGGGAGCGGUCAGCCUGCGACCUGAACCGCCGGGCCGGAGGGAAGUGGAUCUACCUGUGGAUGAAGAGGGAGAGGCAGACCUACAUCAGCGACAUCACAGCCACCACCGACACAUCUCUGGACUCCAGCCUGUUCCGCCAAGGCUACACCCGAAUGGACGAACACACCAACAGAGACGCAGGCGGGACUUUCGUCUUCCUCUGGUACCGGCGGACCACUGACAGCCAGAAGGCCAUCAGAGACCUGCAGGUCUCCACUGACGGGGAGUCUGAGGAGAGUUUCCAGAACCAGAACUACCAGCAGGUGGAGCUGGACCUGAACCAGGGAACCAAAGGAAGCCCGGUGUACCUGUGGUUCAAGACCGAGGAGUGCAGCAAAGCGCCCAUCAAGAUGGUGUCCCUGCUCCUUGACACCAACGCUGUGGAGCCCUACAUGAAUGCUGGCGUAGAGGUCAUCGAGAAAAACCUCAACAAUGCUGGCUGCAAAGAGUUCCUGUGCUUUAACUAGGCUGCAGUGUUUCUGAGCAUGCUCAGUGGGAGAAAUGAUCCCAUCAAUCUGAUCAUAUCUGUUAUCAUCUCUGAAUCUUAAUAAAGCAUCUGAUCAUG
Molecule: messenger RNA, 1974 nt
Organism: Poecilia latipinna (sailfin molly)
Lineage: Eukaryota; Metazoa; Chordata; Actinopteri; Cyprinodontiformes; Poeciliidae
Exons: 2
Coding region: 956-1876 (306 amino acids)
Source: RefSeq, a predicted model, not a curated record